Molecule: messenger RNA, 210 nt
Organism: Cinara cedri
Lineage: Eukaryota; Metazoa; Arthropoda; Insecta; Hemiptera; Aphididae
Source: the annotation of a GenBank genome assembly
AUGCCGGUGCCUCAAAGUAUGGGCGGGCCUAGAGAACUACGAGGGCCGGUCGUGCGCGCAAGAUUGACCUGUAUAUAUGUGUUGUUCGGUUUGACUAUCCGUGGCAGAAGAUUUUGCUGGAUCGCGUCCUUGAGGAGUUCAGUGGCGACCACGGUCCAGGCUCUAGUCAGUGGCGGUUCACAAUGUUCGUCCGAAAUUCGUGGACGCUAA